AUGCUUUCAUUUUUAGUGCAAAAUGAUUGCCAAGGAACUGCAAGGAAGAACUGCACGACCUUCACACGGCAUGUCGACCGUUUUACCUUCGGUCACUGUUGUUGCGCUGUUGCAAUGGAAACCGGGAAGUCGAACUUAAUGACGAACACCCGCCGCAAACUAGAUCGAUCGAGGAGGAAAGAUGAAGCCGAGCGACCGGUUUUAGGACCCACCAAACCAGGAAGCGACGACUCGGGUUGGUCGUUCAAUGCGAAGAAGAGGCACCUUAGGCGGUAUGACCGAAAAUUGCCGGAAAUGUGUAGAAAUACGGUUUUUGAAAGGCCCACGCACACGUGCCCGACGAGACACGGUGCAAACGGUCAACCGACAAGGUGGCUGCCCAGUGUGUUGUUGCGCAUCACAUGAUGAGGCAUGAUGGGUGGUUGUUGAUGCGUUAUUUGAUAACGCGCGACCUAAGCUAAGCACUCUCUAUGCUGCCGCUGGUUCGGAUAGCGCGGCACCGCACAAUCAUGCCACCGCAAAAGACGUCAUAAACGCCAAAGAUCGGCACGAUCUACGCAGCGAAAAGCCAAGCUCCGUUUCACUUCCCGAGUUUCGCCGCAGAAGCAUAUUUUGUUGCUGCUUGAAUGACUUCUAACGUCUGCAGGCGCCUCAUCAUCACCGGGCGCUUUUUUUUUCCUCCCCCGGUGCUAAUUAAAUGCCUUCUUUACGCAGCCACGGUAAGGCAUUAGCUCAUGAAUAUGCCCAUCCAUCCAUCCGUAACGGUUGCGGGUUGAAAUCCAUUUUCCAUCCAUCCAGCAAUAAUGAACCUCUCAAUCGACGACCGGUGAACGUGUAAGAGAGAGCGAGAGCGCCGGUUUGAAGAUAUUCUUUGGCCACCAAUUUUCACUAUCCCUAGCGCACACACCUUCCAUCAAGGGCGUACUAGCAGCGGACCGAUUGCAACGAGCCGAUUUCCAUCCGUGUACCGUGCGUGCCCCUGCAUACAUACAUAUUUAUGUACAACCACGAGGUGGUAAAAUUGUCCCACAUUCUCUCAGCGGAAUGGCAUCAACGACAGAGAUUCCUCCGACCGUGAGCACCGCGCCCACCGCACCCCUGCUAGAGGAUCUCAACGAGGACACGUCCGGCUCGUCGUCGUCCACCACAACCGCGCCGACAACGACAGACAGUGGCAAACCCUCCACAUCGUACAGCUUCUCCUUCACUGGUUCGGACGGUUCCGGAGCCAGCAGCAGCAGCAGCAGCAGUAGCUUCACCAUUAAACGACCGCCGGGGACGGCGGUGGACACGAGCGCUGACCCUCCCUCCCCCCAUUCGACGGCCGGUGGGAGUAGCAAAGCACAGCUAGAAAAUGCCCCCGACGCGGAGGGAGGCGAUGGGGCGGCGGCCAGUUCCUCCACCACCACCGAGGCCGGCGAGGAGGAGAAAAAGGAUGACUCCAUGUUCGAGUGUAACAUUUGCCUGGACACGGCCAAGGAUGCGGUGGUCAGCAUGUGCGGGCAUCUGUUCUGCUGGCCGUGCAUUCACCAGUGGAUGAACGGGUACCGGAACACGUGCCCGGUGUGCAAAUCGUCGAUCAGCAAGGAGAAGGUGAUACCGCUGUACGGGCGCGGCGGCAGCAAGGAGGAUCCCCGCAAAAAGGUACCACCGCGGCCGGCCGGCCAGCGAACCGAGCCGGAACAGCCGCACGGCUUCCAGAGCUUUACCGGCGACGGCAGCUUCCACAUGUCGUUCGGCAUCGGUGCGUUCCCGUUCGGCUUCUUUACCUCCACGCUCAACUUUGGCGACUUUCGCGGCACGGGCAACAUGGCGCGAGAGAAUACGCGCGAAUCGGAGGAGGACCAGUUCCUGUCGCAGCUGUUCCUGUACGUGGCGCUCAUCUUCCUUGCCUGGCUGGCCAUGGCUUAGAGGGGAGAGAGAGAGAGAGAGAAGAACGCGGAAAACGUGGUGGUGGUGCCGUUCACGACGGUGAUGAUAAUCUGCCCGCAGAAAGCCAGCAAAAAGACAGUCUCAAAUGCGUUCCAACACGGUUUAUACACUUGUUUACGUUUUCCUAUCUGCAUCCUGUGAAGUAGUAUGUGUGUUGCGCGUGUGUGUGUGUGAGUGGCUUUUCUUUUUACCCCCGGCACACAAAAGGUGUAUGUAAUUUAUUGAAUGUAACAUGUAAAAAAAAAAAAAACAGAAG
This is a messenger RNA of Anopheles stephensi (Asian malaria mosquito), 2188 nucleotides long. RefSeq names its product E3 ubiquitin-protein ligase RNF185-like. Gene Ontology annotation, cellular component: endoplasmic reticulum. The record is from RefSeq and is a predicted model, not a curated record. Gene Ontology annotation, molecular function: ubiquitin protein ligase activity; ubiquitin-like protein conjugating enzyme binding; metal ion binding. The transcript has 2 exons. Lineage: Eukaryota; Metazoa; Arthropoda; Insecta; Diptera; Culicidae. Gene Ontology annotation, biological process: ubiquitin-dependent protein catabolic process. Bases 1045 to 1911 code for a protein of 288 amino acids.